Messenger RNA from Notothenia coriiceps (black rockcod), 1401 nucleotides. Its product is annotated as chondroadherin-like protein. The record is from RefSeq and is a predicted model, not a curated record. Gene Ontology annotation, molecular function: protein binding. Gene Ontology annotation, cellular component: plasma membrane. The coding region runs from base 1 to 1401 and encodes 466 amino acids. Lineage: Eukaryota; Metazoa; Chordata; Actinopteri; Perciformes; Nototheniidae. The transcript has 5 exons.
AUGCAUUGUAACAACCUCAAUCUCUGCCUCUCUGACUGCAGACUUCCAGAGGUGACCCGUCUUGACCUGAGCUACAACCCGAUGACGUACCUGGGAGAGGAGGUGGUUUCCAUGAAGAAACUGACGCACCUCUUCAUGGAUCACAUGUCCCUGCAGGACCUGGACCCCACGGCCUUCUCCAAAUCCAGCAAACUGGUGCACCUGGACCUCGGUCACAACCAGCUGAGAGUCCUGCAGCCUUUCUCCGAGGGAACGUCGUCGCUGGCUCGCCUCAACCUGGCCGGGAACCCUCUCUCCUGCAACUGCUACCUGCGUCCUCUCAGGGAAUGGUCGAUCCGUAACAAGGUGAAGCUGCUGGGCACCUGUGGAGGUCCGGCCCACCUGUCGGGGGAGAGCCUGGAGGCUGUGUACCCUCCGGAGCUGCGCUGCCAGAGCCAGGAGGCCAUGCUGAGGGCGGAGAGGGAGGAGGCCGCCAGGAUCACUCCUCCUCCCACUCAGGAGCCAAAGAACAAGGUCAAGUGUCCGGCAAACUGCGUCUGCGAGGCUGAUACACACCACUCUUCGUGUGAGAACCGCGCUCACACUAAAGUUCCUCGGGGUUUUUCUCCGGACACGAGGCUCCUGGACCUCCGAGGAAACCACUUCCACCUCAUCCCCAGCAGCAGCUUCCCCGGCGUGACCCAGGUGGUUUCGCUCCACCUGCAGCGCUGCAAGAUCGUGGAGGUGGAGGACGGGGCGUUCAGCGGCAUGAAGGGCCUGAUCUACCUUUACCUAUCCGAGAACGACCUCUCCUCCCUCAGCCCCGACGCCUUCAAAGGCCUCCCUCAGCUCACGUACCUCCACCUGGAGAAGAACCGCUUCACCGGUUUCCCCCGGGGAGCCUUCAGCCUGGUGCCCAGCCUGCUGGCUCUGCACCUGGAGAACAACUCCAUCUCCAGGCUGGAGCCGGACGUCCUGCUGGGGGCCGGGAGCCUGCGCUCGCUCUACCUCACCGGGAACGCCAUCGGGAACGUGUCCCCUCGAGCUCUGGAGGGGGCGGGGGACCUGGACACGCUCCACCUGGGGGGCAACAAGCUGAAGGAGGUGCCCACCGAGGCGUUUAGUAAGAUGGGGAGCCUGCGGGACCUGAGGCUGUCCGAGAACACCAUCCGCUGGGUGGGGCCGAACGCCUUCAGACCCCUGGAGAGGAGCCUUAAGGAGCUGUACCUGGACAACAUGGGGCUGGAGAAGAUGUCUCAGAGCUCCCUGGCAGGGGUGGGUCCAGGUCUGAGGAGUCUCUUCCUGGAGGGGAACCUUCUGGAGGAGGUGCCGGACCUCCACCUUCUCUCCUCUCUGGAGGUUAUCAACCUGGCCCACAACCCUCUGAUGUGUGACUGCCCUCUGCUGCCACUGCGCAUGUAA